CAAGAAACACAUUAUGGUCUUGUGACCAUAUGUUUAUUCCGAUUUUGACCUUGCUGCAGAUGUACCUAAUGCAAGUUUGAGAUCUGUGAGUUUUGAAGGAGGUGAGUUUUAAUGUCUGAACUUCAUUGAAAGAUGCCCCAAGCACCCAGCUCUAAAAUGCAGACAACACCGAGUACCUGGACCCCUCUAAAUCAUCAGCUCUCCAAAGCUCAGGUUUUUGAAGAAAGAAGAAAUCUGAUUGGAAAGUGGUUUGACAAGUGGACAGAUAGCCAGCGUAAACAGGCGCUGCAAGGCUUUUUCUCUAGAUGUUCGGUUAGCCAGCUGAAAUAUCUCAGACAGACUCUGAGCAAUUUGGUACCAGAAGAAGCCCUCGACUUCACUAACGCCCUUCCCAGGGUCUUAUCCCUGUAUAUCUUUUCCUUCCUGGACCCCAGAAGCCUAUGUAGGUGUGCACAGGUGAGUUGGCAUUGGAAAAACCUUGUGGAGCUUGACCAGCUUUGGAUGCCUAAAUGUCUGAAACUAGGAUGGUGCAUCACUUUUGCUCCCACACCAUUUGAGCAAGGUGUAUGGAAGAGGCAUUAUAUAGUGACCGUGCAGGCACUUCAUAUUAGCAGGCCCAAGGUUAAGAUAUCUGCAAAGGAGGAGUUCAUUAUCCCUGAGGUGAAAGUAAUUGGCAGUGGAAGUAAGGGGUCACUUCCUAUAACUGGAAAGUUUGGUCUCUCAAGACAGCAUGGGAAGAGUAAAGAUGGGAAUGGUUUAGUGAAAUCAGCCAAAGGACUUCCACCAUGGAGAGAUCCGGACAGGCACCCCACCGACACGAUAAGCUUUAACUACUUGAAUAAUGUUGACCCAGUUAAACAAGCAAGAAACGUGCUCCUAAAGGGAAGAUGUAAUUCCAAUACAACAAGACAAGAAAAUGGCAAAAAAUACCAUCCCACUCUACAUACAAGUUGCGCAAGUCCAAAUCUUUAGGAAGCCAAUAUAACUGUCAUGUGACUGCUCUGUUGAUUCUCAUACAAAUAAGCAGAAACGGCAGCAUGCAAAGAAUUCUCCAGAGACUACAUAAGUUAUCGUGCAUACUGAAAAGACUAUAGAGUACAUGGAACAUAAUGGCAAUGAGCUGCACAGAGGAAAAGGAAGGCACUGUGUUGCUAGGAGAAGAAAACUAAUUUAAAAGUUUAUCAUUAAAAAUAAAGGAUUUAAUUUG
Xyrauchen texanus (razorback sucker) is the source of this 1207-nucleotide messenger RNA. RefSeq names its product F-box only protein 16-like. The coding region runs from base 133 to 972 and encodes 279 amino acids. Gene Ontology annotation, molecular function: protein binding. The record is from RefSeq and is a predicted model, not a curated record. NCBI's taxonomy places the organism in Eukaryota, Metazoa, Chordata, Actinopteri, Cypriniformes, Catostomidae. The transcript has 7 exons.